GUUGUGGGGCGGCCAGCUGGUUAGCUACCUAGCUAGUUAAUCAAGUAAAUUCGUUACUCGAUCUCUGUUCUUUUUUUUUUUUUUUUUUUUUUUACAAAUUAAGACUACUGCAGCGAGUUUUAAUCAACUUUGAAUCUGUUGGUAAAACUGGUAUGACUGUUAAUCGUUGUUUCUUGAGCCAUCAUAGCAGCACUAGUUAAAAACCGAGUUAGCUAGCUUUGGCUAUCGACUGCUCAGGCGUCUCAGAGCAUAUGGAUACACAAUACUAUUACGAUCGAUUCCAUCUUCGCCGUUAAAUAGAACCUAAACAAAUUAAUUAUUCAUCAGGAUACGGGAAGCAGGGAUCAAAGGACUUUGGUUUGGUGCAGAAGUGACAGCCCUCUGGAAUCUGACCUGAGACUCAUGCAGUUAUGAGGCCUUCUCCUUCUGUGUCUGUGCUGAGAGCCGUACAAUAAUAAGGCUUACGCCCUCUCUGUGUGUAGGCUGAGAGUCAUACCUACUCCCUCCCUAUGUAUGCUUCAGCUAAGUUAUGCCAGCAGCUGCUCUCUGGGUCAGGUGUGGUGGGUUUCUAGUGCGCAGACGAGCCCUGCUUAGCAGCAGGGUCUUUUUCCAUUCAGCUGCCACCGCUAGACUCAGCAGUUCCAGGUUUGACCCAGAUGGGAGUGGCUGUCCCACCACGUGGGACACAUUUGGAAUUUGGGAUGACCGUAUCGAGGAGUCCAUCCUGCUGCCACCCAGCAUCAAGUAUGGCAAGCCCAUCCCCAAGGUGAGCCUGUCCAAGGUGGGAUGUGCCUCGCUGAUUGGCCAGCGCAAAGAGAAUGAGGACCGCCUGCGGGUCUCCCAGAUGACUGACAGCGUCCUGUAUUUUGCUGUGUUUGACGGUCAUGGAGGACCUCAAGCUGCAGACUUCUGCCAUAAGCACAUGGAGAGAUACAUUAAAGAUCUAGUUGCAAAAGAAGAAAACCUGGAGCUGGUUUUAACUAAAGCAUUCCUGGAAAUUGACAAAGCCUUGGCAAGACAUGUACACUUCUCUGCUGAUGCAUCUCUGCAGAGCUCAGGUUGCACAGCCACCGUGGCCUUGCUGAGGGACAGCAUGGAGCUGGUGGUGGGCAGCGUGGGGGACAGCCGUGCCCUGCUCUGCCGUAAGGGUGAGGCCAUCAAGCUCACCGUGGACCACACCCCCGAGAGAAAGGAUGAGAGAAAAAGGAUAAAGAAGUGCGGGGGCUAUGUGGUCUGGAACAGCCUGGGGCAGCCACACAUCAAUGGCAGACUGGCUAUGACACGCAGCAUUGGAGACCUGGACCUGAAGGCAGUCGGCGUGAUUGCUGAGCCCGAGACCAAGAGGAUCACGCUGCAUCACGCUCAUGACAACUUCCUGGCAUUAACCACAGACGGAAUCAAUUUCAUUAUGAACAGUCAGGAGAUCUGUGAUGUCAUCAGCCAGUGCCAUGAGCCUUCAGAGGCAGCUCAGCGUAUUUCAGAGCAGGCUCUUCAGUAUGGAUCAGAGGACAACAGCAGCAUCAUCGUGGUGCCCUUUGGAGCCUGGGGGAAGCACAAAAGUUGUGAUGUCAGCUUCUCCUUCAGCCGAAGCUUUGCACCCAGCGGCCGAUGGGCAUGAGGCCAGAAUUGGCCACGGGGUGUGGCUCCAGUGCAGGUUAAUCUGAAUACAGUACGCCCUCCACAGGACAUCAGUGUAAACAAGCAUGCCU
Messenger RNA from Megalops cyprinoides (Indo-Pacific tarpon), 1709 nucleotides. RefSeq names its product protein phosphatase, Mg2+/Mn2+ dependent, 1K (gene ppm1kb). The transcript is spliced from 7 exons. The record is from RefSeq and is a predicted model, not a curated record. NCBI's taxonomy places the organism in Eukaryota, Metazoa, Chordata, Actinopteri, Elopiformes, Megalopidae. Bases 530 to 1618 code for a protein of 362 amino acids. Gene Ontology annotation, molecular function: cation binding; protein serine/threonine phosphatase activity. Gene Ontology annotation, biological process: protein dephosphorylation.